Lachancea lanzarotensis is the source of this 1020-nucleotide messenger RNA. RefSeq names its product LALA0S02e10374g1_1 (gene NDJ1). Lineage: Eukaryota; Fungi; Ascomycota; Saccharomycetes; Saccharomycetales; Saccharomycetaceae. The transcript has a single exon. The record is from RefSeq and is a predicted model, not a curated record. Bases 1 to 1020 code for a protein of 339 amino acids.
AUGGUAGACGACGCGAUAACCUUUAUCGGCACUCCAGAAAGAUCCCUGGCCAUAAGUCGAGGGGAAACUGUUGAAUACAACGAAGACACGGUAGUGUCGCUUCCAUUGUCUUUGGUCGUUCGCUCCAGUGGUCCUGUUGUGCCUCCAUUGCGUUUCAAAAGGACAAUCAGGGACGCAAGAAUACGACAGAACCAUAACCUUUCGUUGCUACUGUGGGUGCUAAACAGCAAACCAAGUGACCUGGAUCUAACUUUGGACAUUCGUCGCUGUACUGCCCCGUUCCAACUGUUCAAACUGUGCUUUGAGACCAAUCACACCUCGAACUACUACGAAACGUGUUUGUCGGUGCGAACGUCAGCGAGCCACACCGUAGGGCUUAAGACCAGAAAUGCAGAGUUCGAAGUUUCAGUAUUUCCCCAAAUCCUUCAAAGUACCCAAAUGGAUCAGUUCAAAACCGAACAGUUACUCCAACAAUACACACAGCAGUUUGCGCGAAUCCUAGACGCCUACAAAGACGGCAGUCAUUCAAGCAGCGCAACUUAUCUUGGUGCCAAUCUGUCACGUCUGAUACAGUGCUACGUCAACGAUACCAUAUACGACAUUGUCUACAAAUGGAGACAAUGGAACCGGAUCCUGGGUCAUCAUGUGGAAUUUGCUCCGUUUUCCCAAUUGGUAACCAAAUUUUGGGACUCCUACCUAGCGUUCCAUGUUGGUGGUUCGCUUUCUGAAUUUGAAGCCAAAAUGCGCCGCUUUGGAAUUUCCGAAGCUGACUCCGGCAAGAGAAGACUGAGGUCCAACCAGUUUAGGAGUCUCGGUCUCAAAUAUGGAAUUUGGAUUGAUAAUAUUCAAGGUGUGCUUCUUUUGAGCAAUGUGAUCAGCACGGAAUCGAUGGAUGCGAUUCCGAGUCUAACUUUGGACCUUACGGUCGCCAGCUGUGACGAAAGUGUCAAAAAAUUGUUGCUUUUCAUCAACUGUUGCUUGAUUGAAUGCGUAAAUCAAGAGAUGUCAAAAAGAGCAUGA